Molecule: messenger RNA, 717 nt
Organism: Monascus purpureus
Lineage: Eukaryota; Fungi; Ascomycota; Eurotiomycetes; Eurotiales; Aspergillaceae
Source: the annotation of a GenBank genome assembly
AUGCCCAGCAGUGAAUACAUCCACAUUGUCGAGCGCUCUCCCCGUUUGGAGAUCCGCAGUCCGCUCUCCUCUUCUUUAUAUUCACCUCUAUCCUCGUCAUCCCCAUUCUAUUCACCCUUGUCUCCGUCGUCAUCGUCGUCCUUUUCCUUCUCGUAUUCAUCCCACUCAGAUCCCAAAGAAAGAAGAAGUAGUGGCACAACGAUCAUCUACUCUCCUCACCCUGAGUAUCAUUCUCACUAUUACUUUCCAGGCGAUAGGGGCAGGAGGAUGUCUUCGUCGUCUUUGUCAAGUUUCAGCAUUAGACGCACUCGAUCGCGCUCUCGCUCUCGCUCUCGUUCUCGUUCUCGUUCUCGCUCCCGUUCCAAUUUCAGUCUUCGUUCGCGGUCGCGGUCGCGCUCAAGGACCAGACGGUUUUCGUUCUCUGCCAGCUCCGGGGAUGAUAGUAGUCAUUAUGGCCGUCGUGCUAGUUCCUCUUCUGGCAGUCCGCGGACUCGGUACUACAGAUAUGGCUCGUCUGUGUUCGACGAUGAUGACUCUUCUGAUGAUGAUGCUGGUUAUGGUCGUCGGGACGGUGUGUCUUAUAUCGAGCGCGAGCCCAGACGUUAUUAUCGGGAGUCCAGACGACCGAUUUCAAGGAAAGAAAGUAUUAUGCGGAGAAGUGAGAGCGAGCCGAGGAAAGUGAGGUUUUCUGAUACCGCUCGCGUAAGGUAUAUCUAG